CCAUUACCAAUUCAAGAUCCAAUUUGUCAAAGAAACUGAGGAACCCAUAGAACCAACCUUCACCAUGACUCUAAUUGGGACUAAAAAGGACACUCACAAUCUUCCCAUCACAUUGGUUGAGGAAAUCAAAGGCAAUAAAACCUACUCUUUACUCAUCACACUGGAUUUGGAUAUUGGAGAGCUGACAAUGAUCAACUUCACAUGGAAAAAGACUGCAAUGUGGGCGAAUGUGUGGGACACCUUCCACACAAUAAUUCCCUGGGCCACUGAACCACAAAAUCCACAGUUUAUGAUAAAGCAGAUCAGAGUCAAAGCAGGAGAAACACAGAAAAAAAUGAAAUUUUGUUCUCAAAAUAUGGAUGAUGUACAGCUUUAUCGAAACCAAGAAAAAACUUUUGUGAGAUGUGAAGAAGGUUUAAAACCACAGAAUCAGACACUGAGAUGAAUUUUAACUGAAGAUCCAUCAUGAAGAAUAAACUUUCAUUUAUUGAUACAGUAUAACUUCCCCAGUCAACCUUUAAAAGUCACACAUAAAACUUGGAUAAAAUCUAAAUUAAAAUUUUCUCAGAAGGGGGAGAGGUAAUCUUCACUAUAAUGAA
Messenger RNA from Gracilinanus agilis (Agile Gracile Mouse Opossum), 599 nucleotides. RefSeq names its product lipase C, hepatic type (gene LIPC). Gene Ontology annotation, molecular function: triacylglycerol lipase activity; protein binding. Bases 65 to 445 code for a protein of 126 amino acids. Lineage: Eukaryota; Metazoa; Chordata; Mammalia; Didelphimorphia; Didelphidae. Gene Ontology annotation, biological process: lipid metabolic process. The record is from RefSeq and is a predicted model, not a curated record. The transcript is spliced from 3 exons.